Molecule: messenger RNA, 268 nt
Organism: Anisakis simplex (herring worm)
Lineage: Eukaryota; Metazoa; Nematoda; Chromadorea; Rhabditida; Anisakidae
Source: the annotation of a GenBank genome assembly
GUUGUCGGCGUUACCUGAGAAUGUGAGCGGUUCAUCGGAUGAUUCGGAUGUUGAGAAUGGCUGUGCGCAACGUCCAUCGACAAGUAAACGAGCGGCGGCAACUGCUCGACGCGUUUCCAAUGGCACGAAUAAUGCUGCUAGUGCAAGCGUUUUCUCGGGUCCUAGUACUGCAGCUGGAAGUUCAAGCGGAGCUGCAGCAGAACGCAGUGGUCGGCAACGGGCGCUCUCAUCAUCAUCCACCGAAAGUGGUGGCACUUAUAUUGCCGAU